Cygnus atratus (black swan) is the source of this 3718-nucleotide messenger RNA. RefSeq names its product VPS54 subunit of GARP complex (gene VPS54). Gene Ontology annotation, molecular function: syntaxin binding. The transcript has 25 exons. The coding region runs from base 454 to 3384 and encodes 976 amino acids. Gene Ontology annotation, biological process: retrograde transport, endosome to Golgi; Golgi to vacuole transport. The record is from RefSeq and is a predicted model, not a curated record. Lineage: Eukaryota; Metazoa; Chordata; Aves; Anseriformes; Anatidae. Gene Ontology annotation, cellular component: GARP complex.
GGCGGGGAGAAGGCGGUGCCUCGGCUCCUCCUCUCUGCCUCCUCCGUGCCUCCUCCGGGCCGACACAGCCACCGCCACCGCCCGGGCCGCUUCCCGGGGCCGCCCUGAGCCCGGGGCAGCGACGUGUCGCCGCGCUAGGCCGCGCCGCCCGGCCCGGCGCCGCAGGUCCUCGGCGCGCUGCUGCCCGGCUACAACAUCAGGCGGUUUUCUGUAUGAUGCAACUGGAAGAGAUAUGACGACGGCCUUCUUCAGACGCUCUUGGAGUAUUUUCACUAAGAAAUAUUUUUCACUCUUGUAAGUGGAAGCUCUUUGUGGGAUGAAAAGGCAGUGAUGAGGUGAUCCCUUUCGAUUGAUGAUCUGUUGGGAUGGUAUUAAGAUCACAAGAACUAUUAACAGACACGGGUGGCACUUGCCGAUGCACCCCAAGCUUUUAUCAAGUGGUGAUUUUAUGCAAUGGCAUCGAGCCACAGUUCUUCACCAGUGCCUCAGUCAAACAGCAGCGAUGCUUUCUUUAAAAAGGAAAUGGAUGUUGCAAAGCGCUUUCGACCUGUGCAGUCACUGCCUGAUGUCUGCCCCAAGGAGCCCACAGGCGAUCCCAGUAAAUUAUGUGACAGCCCAUCUCUAGUUGCGGAUCAGCACAGAUGGACUAUUUAUCAUUCCAAAGUCAAUCUCCCAGCAGCGCUAAAUGAUCCUAGGUUAGCAAAAAGGGAAUCUGAUUUCUUUACAAAAACAUGGGGAGUGGACUUUGUGGACACUGAAGUCACGCCUUCAUUCUACCUCCCACAGAUCACCAAGGAACAUUUUGCAUUAUACCAACAGGAAAUCACUCCGAGAGAGAAGGUUCAUGAAAGAUGCAAGAAUAUUUGUCCUCCUAAAGAUACCUUCGACAGGACUCUGUUACACACCCAUGAUAAAUCCAGGACAGAUCUGGAACAAGUACCUAAGAUUUUUAUGAAACCAGAUUUUGCCUUGGAAGAUUCCUUAACAUUUAAUGCUGUUUUACCAUGGUCCCAUUUUAGUACUGCUGGUGGAAAAGGAAAUCGUGACGCAGCUUCCUCCAAGUUACUUCAAGAAAAGCUGAGCCAUUAUCUGGACAUUGUGGAAGUCAAUAUUGCUCAUCAGAUUUCUCUGCGCUCUGAAGCAUUUUUCCAUGCCAUGACCUCUCAGCAUGAGUUGCAGGACUACCUCAGGAAAACCUCCCAGGCUGUAAAAUUACUUAGAGAGAAAAUCUCCAAAAUUGAUAAAGUAAUGUGUGAAGGAUCACUUCGAGUUUUAAGACUGUCGCUCACAAGAAAUAACUGUAUAAAAGCAUACAAUAAACUGAAGCUAAUGGCUACUGUACACCAAACACAGCCCACAGUACAGUUGCUGUUGUCCACUUCUGAGUUUGUUGGAGCUUUGGACUUAAUAGCAACAACGCAGGAGGUGUUGCAGCAAGAACUUCAAGGCAUUCACAGUUUCCGGCAUCUUGGCUCACAGCUUUGUGAACUGGAAAAGCUGAUAGAUAAAAUGAUGAUUGCAGAGUUUUCAACUUACGCUCGCAAUGAUUUAAAUAGACCCCUAGAAGAUGAUUGCCAAAUUCUAGAAGAGGAGAGACUCGUAUCACUAGUAUUUGGACUUUUAAAGCAAAGAAAUCUCAAUUUUUAUGAAAUAUAUGGAGAUGAAAUGAUUAUUACAGCAAAGAACAUAAUUAAACAGUGUGUGGUUAAUACGGUAUCGCAGAUAGAAGAAAUAGAUACAGAAGUGGUUGUUAAGCUUGCAGACCAGAUAAGGAUGAUGAAUUUUCCUCAGUGGUUUGACUUACUGAAGGAUAUUUUCUCUAAGUUUACCAUCUUCCUCAAGAGAAUAAAGGCAACGUUAAAUACUAUCCGUAGCGUGGUUCUCUUGGUUCUAGACAAGAACCAAAGAACCAGAGACCUGGAGGACACCUUACAAAAGCACUCUGUUAAAGACAGCACAGUGGACACAGAAGUGGCUUACCUGACUCACGAAGGCAUGUUUAUAAGCGAUGCAUUCGGCGAAGCGGACCUCCCGCCUGUAGCAGCUGACACUACCUCUCAGAGAAACACUUCCCCAAACAGCGAGCCCUGUAGCAGCGAUUCAGUCUCUGAACCAGAAUGCACUACCGAUUCCUCAUCCAGCAAAGAGCAAACGUCCUCUUCUGUUACUCCAGGAGGGGUGGAGAUGAUGAUCAGCGAUGACAUGAAGCUAACUGAACUGGAACUGGGCAGGCUGGCAAACAAUAUUCAAGAGUUGCUUUAUAAUGCUUCUGAUAUCUGCCAUGAUCGUUCAGUCAAGUUCCUCAUGGCAAGAGCAAAGGGUGGCUUCCUAGAGAAGUUAAAUUCCAAUGAGUUUGUCGCUCUUUCUCGGCUGAUGGAAGGCUUUAUCUUAGACACCGAGCAGAUCUGCGGCAGAAAAAGUAUGUCCUUGCGAGGAGCACUUCAGAGUCAAGCCAAUAAAUUUGUGAAUAGGUUCCACGAGGAGAGGAAGACAAAGCUAAGCCUACUCUUAGACAAUGAGCGCUGGAAACAAGCUGAAGUUCCUGCCGAGUUUCAGGAUCUUGUCGAUUCUGUGUCAGAUGGCAGAAUUUCUCUCCCUGAAAAAAAAACAACAGCUACUGAAGAAAGAAAGCCAACUGAAUUUCUUAUUGUUGAAGGACAAAAAUAUGCAACAGUUGGGACAGUAUUGCUGUUAAUAAGAAUAAUCCUUGAGUACUGCCAGUGUGUGGAUAACAUUCCUUCCAUCACCACUGACAUGCUUACCCGCCUGUCUGAUUUACUGAAGUAUUUCAACUCUAGAAGCUGCCAACUGGUGCUUGGAGCUGGCGCGUUGCAAGUUGUUGGCUUGAAAACCAUCACUACAAAAAAUCUAGCCCUUUCUUCACGCUGCCUACAGCUAAUCGUACACUACAUUCCUAUUAUCAGGGCUCAUUUUGAAGCUCGACUGCAGCCGAAGCAGUUUAGCAUGCUCAGGCAUUUUGACCACAUAACAAAGGAUUAUCACGACCACAUAGCUGAAAUUUCAGCAAAGCUUGUUGCCAUAAUGGAUAGCUUAUUUGACAAACUAUUAUCCAAGUAUGAAGUGAAAGCUCCUGUUCCUUCAGCAUGCUUCAGGAAUAUCUGCAAGCAAAUGGCAAAGAUGCACGAAGCUAUAUAUGAUCUCCUACCAGAGGAACAAACUCAGAUGUUGUUUUUAAGAAUUAAUGCAAGCUACAAACUUCAUCUGAAGAGGCAGCUGGCCCACCUAAAUGUAGUCAAUGACGGAGGACCUCAGAAUGGACUGGUUACGUCAGAUGUAGCUUUUUACACUGGAAACCUUCAAGCGCUGAAAGGCCUUAACAACUUAGACCUAAACAUGGCUGAAAUUUGGGAGCAGAAGAGGUGAUAAUCCACUGGGAGCAGUCACUUGGCUCUGACAACAGACCGACUUUCUUCUAAGAAGUGUGACGACUGUGAGGUGAAUACUUAAGAACAGAGGCCAAGAAAGGACACUAUUGAUAGUCGGGGAAACUAGACUCAGAGUGAGCUGCAGGGAGUGAUCUUUUCAGUGUCCUUCAGCAAGAAACAAGUGAUCAGCUGUCUGUGCAAUGUUUUUCAUUCUCUCUGGAAACAGACUCAGGUUUCUUUGGACCAAAUCCAAAAGAACACAUAGCUGUAACACAGCUGUAGUUGUCUAGAAUGCUCUGUAUAUCUUUAUAUUAAAAAGAUGCUUUGCAUUU